UUAUUUAUUUCCAACAAUAAACAGUUCAUCGCCAAACUGGGUGCCAAAACGGUCGAAAGGUUUCUGAGCCUUGCGGACAGUAAUUUCCUGGACGAUGUUAACGACGACUUAAAAUGUUAUUUAGCCGCAAGAAGAGUUGACAGUGUGCUGGUGUUUCCACCAGUUAGCAACUACAGAAGGUUCCUGAUCCAUCAGUGUGUGGAGCAGUCAGGCUUGCCGGAGCUCACCACCUUUUCUAUAGGUGUGAGCGACGAGAGACGCACUGUGGUUUGCUUCAGAGAGAGACUAUUAAGUGAUGAGGCUUGCGCGAGACCAACCAUGGGGCUGACACAUGUCGACCAUGACGACCAUGCCAACAUUUCACAUACAGACGCGGUGGUGGGGGCCAGCAGGAGUCGCCGCGAACUCAGCGAAAAGAUCAACAGAGCUGGUCCCGCGAAGCCGCGUCGUCCCGACCGCGCGGUCUACGUGCCCAGAGCUCUGCGGCAGGCCGACAACGCAUCAUCGGACGAAAGUAAAACCGAGAACAACAAACGGACCAGCCAAGUUAACGAGAUACCAAAGUGCCCUAAGUCGCCAGCGCCGAGAGACAAGUCCGCUCACGGCACACCCAGGAAGUCCUUAGACAAAACCUUCUGCAACGUCUACGUGCCGCCGCACCUCAGGAAUCAGAGAUCUCCUCAAGCCGCUAACGACCCGCCAGACGUCCAGACGACGUCCUCCGACGCAAACGAAUCCGUGCCUUCAGGCUACCAAGUGCCAAAUAGUGAUAGUGCAAUAUCGUUUAGUGCCGAGAAUUUAGGUGACGUUGAAGUGAACGAGAGUUUUUAUAUAGGUGAUUAUUUCGCGAACGGACAGCUAGGGUUCUACAGCCCGAGCUAUUACGGCGAGUACGCGGACCCGAGCCGGGAAUACGGGUCGGACCGGACCCAGUGGCGGACCAAUGAGCUAGACGACAACAUGGCGAUGAACGAACAGAAUCAAAGCAAUAUUAUAGAUAAGGAUUAUAUAUACGAGAAAGAUGGAGAUUACGAGAAGGAGGAGCUUAGAAGAGCUUCGCAGGAGAUCAAUAGGAGCAGCAAGAGGAUCAUAAAGCAGAGUUUCGAUUCCGACGUGCUCGUUAUAUCGGAUCCAGCUGACGAAACAGAAGAGAAGACAGACGUUUCGGUCGUGCCAGAGAAGGACGUGAAAGAGCCAGAAGCGAAGAAAACCAAACCGAAACUUGAGCCCAAAGUUUCUUUGAAGCGGGAAGAUAACGACUGGGACGCGGUUUUCGAUGACACGGGCGAGUGCCUUGACCCGUCUCUGUUGGAGGAGCUGACGACGACCGUAGGCAGGGUCCACAUCAGCAAGGCCAAGAACAAUUACGAGCAGUACCAGACCAGGGGUCAGUCGUUGUUCAACGGUCCCUACGACGAGACGUUUGGUCACGUCGUCGAAGUGUACGACUUCCCUAGUGAAUUCAAAACGAACGAUUUGUUCUCGUUGUUCAGUGAAUAUAAGGACACCGGCUUCGAGAUUAAGUGGGUCGAUGACACGCACGCCCUGAUCGUCUUCAGCAGCGCCAAGAUCGCGUCCGAAGUUCUAUCGACGCAGCGGACGCUGGCUAAAUGUCGACCUCUCCACGCCGCCACUCUCGAAUCGAGGAACAAAGCUAAGAAAUGCGCCGAGUUCCUACAACCGUACAGACAGCGGCCGGAGACGUGCACGGCGCUGGCGCGGCGCCUUGUGUCCACCGCGCUGGGCGUGCGGCUCAGCACCGCGCGCCAGGAGCGGGCCGAGGAGACCAAGCUGCUCACCAGGGCUCGAGAGAAGAAGCGUCAAGCGGCGCUACACAAGGAGGCCGCGUGGGAUGGCUCGCUGGCCAAUCGAUCGCUUGCUGACUCCUGAGAUUCACAAAAUGCAGUUGUUUCACAUGGACUAUAAUAACAAAAGGAGGUUGAUGGAGGCACUUCAUAUAUUUUAAAACGAGCUCUCAAAAUAGUUAAUUAUUUACAUAUAAUAAUAUAGAUAAUGUUAUAGAAUGUUAUACAUAGUGUAUUUUUAUAACGCGUAAAAAUGUUUUAUCGAUAACGUUCAAGAGGUUUUCACGUCCCUAAGACUUUUUAAUGUUAAGUUUUUAGUUUUUAAAUGUACGUACGUGUUUUUACUUUUUAGUGACGUUAUCAAUAUAUUGUGAUUCACGAGUGCUUCCUGUUGAUAUAUCGAUACUUUUACGGUCUCCAAUCCAAAUCGUUCGUGAAGAACGUGAGUUUUAGUAAAUGUAUCGAUCGAGAUAUAGUUCGUCUUUUUCUUUUCUUUUUUACGUAUGGCAAUUAUCUGUCUUCUGUGACUCCAUUGUUGCCAGUGUCGAUUUUACAAAAAUUUGAAAA
Molecule: messenger RNA, 2372 nt
Organism: Bombyx mandarina (wild silkworm)
Lineage: Eukaryota; Metazoa; Arthropoda; Insecta; Lepidoptera; Bombycidae
Molecular function (GO): mRNA binding; RNA 7-methylguanosine cap binding
Source: RefSeq, a predicted model, not a curated record